AUGGAUCAGGAUAGUAUUCAUUCCAUACACUCAGCAAUCCUUGCUGUCGACCUCGCCACCCGCUUCAAUGGCGAGAUCAUCAAUGGUGAUGCCAUGCAGCUGUACAAAGGCCUGCCUAUCAUCACCAACCAGAUUCCCACUGAGGAACGUAAAGGCAUCCCGCAUCAUCUUCUUGGGUGUAUAGGCUUUGACCAGGAGCCGUGGCACGUAAGCCAUUUCAAAAGGGAGUGUCUACGUACCAUUAAGGAGAUCAGGGGCAGGGGGAAACUACCCGUUCUUGUUGGUGGGACACAUUAUUACACGCAGGCCGUGCUAUUUAAGGAAGCUAUCCUGGAUCGAGAUGGGGAGAAUGAUGAAGAAAGUGGUAAUGCUGACAGGGAGAGGAUGGUGACGGAUGGUAACAGUGAAAUAUCAAAGAUUGCUACUCCACAGUCUGAAAAAUUUCCUAUCCUGAAUGCGUCUCCGGAAGUGAUACUACAGAAACUACGAGAAGUGGAUCCGGCAAUGGCGAGUCGUUGGCAUCCUAAUGACACUCGCAGGAUAUACCGCUCCCUGGAGAUAUAUCUGCAGACUGGCAGACCUGCGUCAGAGAUAUACCAGGAACAGCAAAGGCUCAAAGACGCUGCUAGCAUCCUUGACAACCAUUCCCUUCACGACUUAUCAUAUGUAGAGAAUCAUGCCACCACUAGACCAUCGCCAGCCAGCGUGGGACCUUCCCAUUUGCGUUUUCCAACACUCCUAUUUUGGGUCCACACCGAAGACGGCGAGCUAACUCGUCGCCUCUCCCAGCGAGUUGACAACAUGGCUGAACAGGGCCUUGUUGCAGAGGCGGAGUCUCUUUUCAAUUACCUUAACGAGAAGCAUGCACAAGGGGUUGAAAUUGACCGCACGCGUGGCGUCUGGGUAUCUAUAGGCUUUAAGGAGUUGGAGCCAUAUUUCCAGGCACUUUUGUCUUCCGCCUCCACAUCAGCCGCCGCCACCAACGGAGCCGGCUCGGUGGAUAUUGUCAGCGAUGCUGCUAGCAAUAUCACAAGUACUAGCAUUCUCAACCCCGAACAACUCUCCAACUUAAAACAGUCCUGUCUCAGCUCCAUAAAGUCCGCGACGCGGCAUUAUUAUCGCCAGCAGAUAAGAUGGAUAAGAGGCCGGUUAUGGAAUGCGCUAACAGACGCGCAUGCUACACAGCAGCUAUACGUUAUCGACUCGACAGGCGCUUGUAGCAAUCCCAGCGCAUGGCAGAGCGCCGUGCGCGAGCCGGCUGAACGUGUCGUGGAGUCGUUUUUAUCCCGUGGUGUUGCAGAGUGCCCGGAUCCCCGCGAGCUUUCGGAAGCUGCGAAAAGAGUGUUUGAGACGCAAUUACAGAGCUCCGUGGCGGCUGGGGCGGUGGAUGGGGAAGAACGAGCACGACAGAGGACUGUGUUUAAAUGUUCGACAUGUGACGUAUGUGGGAUUGCAGUGCAGUCGGAUGAGCAAUGGGAGGUGCAUGUUAGGGGAAGGAGACAUAAGAGGGCUGUUAAGAGUGCGGAGAAGAGGAGGGCGAGAGAUGAGUAUCUUGAGUCGAGGAGGGAGAGGGGGGUUAUGGAAAAAGGGGUUGUGAAUCCUGAUUGCAACCUGGAUGAACGGUUGGUUGAUGAGCUGGCUCAGGGUCAGGGCAAAGGCGAAGACGAGGGUGAAAGGGUAAACAACUAG
Molecule: messenger RNA, 1689 nt
Organism: Histoplasma capsulatum G186AR
Lineage: Eukaryota; Fungi; Ascomycota; Eurotiomycetes; Onygenales; Ajellomycetaceae
Product: tRNA isopentenyltransferase
Exons: 2
Coding region: 1-1689 (562 amino acids)
Biological process (GO): tRNA modification
Cellular component (GO): mitochondrion
Molecular function (GO): tRNA dimethylallyltransferase activity
Source: RefSeq, a predicted model, not a curated record